AUGGCAUUCUCCUUCGCCUCGCCGCCGGCUUCGAACCCCUUCCAGACGCCGGCUGCGUCGAAUCCCUUCCAGACGCCAGCUGCGUCCAACCCCUUCCAGACGCUGGCGGCGCCGAAUCCGUUUCAGACACCAGCUCCGGCCACCUCGCAGGCGCCGUCCCUAUCGCCCUCGCCGUUCCAGUUCAGCUUCCAGCAGCAGCAGCCGCAGCCACAGCAGCAGGUGGCGCCGGCGGCGCAACCUCAGCAGCCGCAGCCGCAGCCGCAGCAGCAGAAGCUGACGCUGUACACGAUGGAUAUGAAACCCGCGGGGUACAACACCAAGUGGGAGGAGCUGCACGCCGAGUCGCAGAAGGCUUUGCUCCAGAUCGAGGACAAGAUACGGGACUACAGAGACGAGAGUGAGAGGUUGGAUCAGUGCAGUCGCCUUUAUGACUCAAUCUCGAAUGUCAAUUUUGAGCUUGAUGCGAGUCGCAUUGCUCAGGAACUUGGUGGGACCACCACUGUAAUGGAGAGAGAGAAGGCUUCCAUUCAAGAGUUGAUGACUGUUGUCAAUGAAAUGAUGUGGAACACAGAAUUUGCUAUUAGGUCAUAUCUGAUGUUGAGGCCAAGAUUCACCCGUCCAGGUGCUGGAGUUGCAAAUGGUGGUUCUUCAAAUCCUUCUUCUGGUGCUCCACCCAAUCAGCCAGUGGUAGAUUUCUACAGUGGAGUCCCAAAGCGUCCUUCCAUUUUUAUGCAGCGCACUGUCAACAGGUUUGAGUGCUAUCUUGCGGAGUGUUGCAAGUGGAUCGGUGAGCUAGAGCAGCUGGUUCAAAUGGAGACAAAUAAAAGAUCAUCAGAUUCUCUAGAAUCUCUUCCAAAAGUUAUGUCAAAUGUGCAUGAUUACUUCAUCUAUGUUGCUUCUAAGGUGGAAAAUCUUCAUCAAUAUGUUGAAUCAAUGAAAACUGAAUAUCUUAAUGAACAACGCCGCAUCGGUAAUGGGAGCGAUCCAUUUCUGGAGGCAAACAGACGAGAAGCAGCUAAACAAGAAGCAGCUGCCAGAAGGGUCCAUCCAACACUGCAUUUACCUACCCCUGCGCAGCCCAUGGCACAGAUCGCUGCACCAGCUACAAGCCAACCGCAGCAAUCUUCCUUUCCAUCUGCUGCGACUUUCUCAAGUGCCUUGUCAACUUUUAGCACUCCGGCUUCUGCUCCAUCCUCAUCUAGUCUCUUUGCAACUCCAACAACUCCAGCUCCAUCAGGCAACCUUUUUGGUGCAUCUGGAUCGGCUCAGUUGACCACACCAUUUGGGACAGCCUCCACUCCUACAUUAACAUCAACACCAGCUCCUGGAUUUGGGACUAGCACUACAUCUUUGGGUGGAACAUCUCUAUUUUCUACACCAUUUGGAGGUGGAGCUACUGCUUCAGGUUCCAGCUUUGGUGGUGCAUCGUUGGUUCUGCGUAUUGCUAAGCUUCCCUUUUCACCUUACCAUGUUUACCCGUUGAAUCCCUUUUCACCUUACCAUGUUUACCCAUUUUCAAUGGUGCAGAAAGGAAGAUACUAUCGUACUAGUUGUCAUGAAGUUAUAAUCCCCGUGCCCCUUGAUAAUCUUGCCUGA
Molecule: messenger RNA, 1596 nt
Organism: Miscanthus lutarioriparius
Lineage: Eukaryota; Viridiplantae; Streptophyta; Magnoliopsida; Poales; Poaceae
Source: the annotation of a GenBank genome assembly